This is a messenger RNA of Dictyostelium discoideum AX4, 573 nucleotides long. RefSeq lists its product as hypothetical. Lineage: Eukaryota; Evosea; Eumycetozoa; Dictyosteliales; Dictyosteliaceae. The transcript is spliced from 3 exons. Gene Ontology annotation, molecular function: zinc ion binding; oxidoreductase activity, acting on a sulfur group of donors, disulfide as acceptor; peptide-methionine (R)-S-oxide reductase activity. Bases 1 to 573 code for a protein of 190 amino acids. Gene Ontology annotation, biological process: protein repair; response to oxidative stress. The record is from RefSeq and is a predicted model, not a curated record.
AUGAAAAGAUUUUUAUUUAAUUUAAAAACCACAACAUUUCAAAGGAGCUUCAAUAAUCGAUUACUAUUUCCAAUAAAUAAUAUUUAUAUUAGUAAUAAUAAUAAUAAUAUUUGUAUUAAUUUAAACAACAACAACAAUAAUAAUAAUAAUAAUAAUAAAAGACAUUAUUGUAAUAAUAAAAUGAAUUUAUCAGAAGAUGAAUGGAGAGUUAAACUUACACCAGCUCAAUUUAAAGUAUUGAGAGAAAAAGGUACAGAAAGACCAGAUAGUGGUGAAUAUAAUAAAAACUAUGAAAAAGGUGUUUAUAAUUGUGCUGCUUGUGAUACUCCAUUAUUCAAAUCUGAACAUAAAUUUUCCUCAGGUUGUGGAUGGCCAUCUUUUUAUGAUUCUAUUCCAGGUGCUUUAGUACUUCAUGAAGAUCCAUCACUUCCUGGUAGACCAAGAACUGAAAUUUGUUGUGCAAAAUGUGGUUCCCAUAUGGGUCAUGUAUUUAAGGGAGAGAAAUUUAAUACACCAAUUGAUCAAAGACAUUGUGUUAAUUCAAUUUCUUUAAAAUUCCUUCCAAAAAAAUAG